This is a messenger RNA of Candoia aspera, 4928 nucleotides long. It is a transcript of the gene EPHA4, whose product is annotated as EPH receptor A4. NCBI's taxonomy places the organism in Eukaryota, Metazoa, Chordata, Lepidosauria, Squamata, Candoiidae. The transcript is spliced from 18 exons. Gene Ontology annotation, biological process: axon guidance; ephrin receptor signaling pathway; protein phosphorylation. Gene Ontology annotation, molecular function: ATP binding; protein binding; transmembrane-ephrin receptor activity. The coding region runs from base 29 to 2989 and encodes 986 amino acids. Gene Ontology annotation, cellular component: dendrite; plasma membrane. The record is from RefSeq and is a predicted model, not a curated record.
UCUAGAGCAGCGCUGGCACCAAAAAACCAUGGCUGGGAUUGUAUAUUUCACCGUCUUUUCGCUUUUCUUUGGGAUUUGCGAGGGGGUCACCGGCUCUCGGAUAUAUCCGGCCAAUGAAGUUACCUUAUUGGAUUCCAGAUCAGUUCAGGGUGAACUUGGCUGGAUAGCAAGCCCCUUAGAAGGAGGGUGGGAAGAAGUCAGCAUUAUGGAUGAGAAAAACACACCAAUCCGCACUUAUCAAGUCUGCAAUGUAAUGGAACCAAGUCAGAACAACUGGUUACGGACUGAUUGGAUUCCCCGUGAAGGGGCUCAGAGGGUUUACAUUGAAAUCAAGUUCACCCUAAGAGACUGCAACAGCCUGCCAGGUGUUAUGGGAACUUGCAAGGAGACUUUUAACCUCUACUAUUAUGAAUCAAGCAAUGACAAAGAGCGUUUUAUUCGAGAAAGCCAGUUUGCCAAGAUUGACACCAUUGCUGCUGAUGAGAGUUUUACUCAGGUAGACAUUGGUGACAGGAUCAUGAAAUUAAACACAGAGAUACGUGAUGUGGGCCCACUGAGCAAGAAGGGAUUUUAUCUGGCAUUCCAGGAUGUAGGUGCUUGCAUUGCCUUGGUGUCUGUUCGUGUCUUCUACAAGAAAUGUCCCCUGACAGUCCGUAAUCUGGCUCAGUUUCCAGAUACAAUCACAGGGGCUGAUACAUCUUCUCUGGUUGAGGUUCGUGGUUCAUGUGUCAACAACUCAGAAGAGAAGGAUGUGCCAAAAAUGUACUGUGGGGCAGAUGGUGAAUGGCUGGUACCCAUUGGCAACUGCCUGUGCAAUGCUGGGUAUGAAGAGCAUAAUGGAGAAUGCCAAGCUUGCAAGAUUGGAUACUACAAAGCCUUCUCAACAGAUGUUGCCUGUGCCAAGUGCCCACCUCACAGUUUCUCCAUCUGGGAAGGUUCCACUUCUUGCACCUGUGAUCCAGGCUUUUUCCGAGCAGAAAAUGAUGCUGCUUCCAUGCCCUGUACUCGCCCUCCAUCUGCCCCUGAGAACUUGAUUUCCAAUGUCAAUGAGACAUCAGUGAAUUUGGAAUGGAGCCCUCCCCAGAACAAAGGUGGUCGUGAAGAUGUCUCUUACAACGUGGUGUGUAAGAGAUGUGGAGCCAGUGACCUGAACCGCUGCCGGUCCUGUGGGAGUGGUGUGCACUUCAGCCCUCAACAGAAUGGUUUGAAGUCCACCAGGGUUUCCAUUACUGACCUUUUGGCGCAUACCAACUACACCUUUGAAAUCUGGGCAGUGAAUGGAGUAUCCAAGCAAAAUCCAAGCCAAGACCAAGCUGUGUCUGUUACUGUGACCACUAACCAAGCAGCUCCUUCUCAAAUUGCUUUGAUCCAAGCUAAGGAAAUAACAAGGCACAGUGUGGCAUUGGCUUGGCUGGAACCUGACAGGCCAAAUGGAGUCAUCCUGGAAUAUGAAGUCAAAUACUACGAAAAGGACCAAAAUGAGCGUAGCUAUCGCAUUGUGAAAACAGCAGCCAGAAAUACUGAUAUCAAGGGCUUGAAUCCUUUGACUUCAUACGUUUUUCAUGUGCGAGCAAGGACAGCAGCUGGAUAUGGAGACUUCAGUGGACCGUUUGAAUUCACAACCAACACAGUUCCUUCUCCCAUCAUUGGGGAAGGCACCAAUCCCACUGUCCUUCUGGUCUCAGUGGCUGGCAGCGUUGUCCUCGUGGUCAUUCUCAUUGCUGCCUUUGUCAUCAGUAGGAGAAGGAGCAAAUACAGUAAAGCUAAGCAGGAAGCAGAUGAAGAGAAACAUUUAAAUCAAGGUGUCAGAACCUAUGUAGAUCCCUUUACUUAUGAAGAUCCCAACCAAGCUGUGCGGGAAUUUGCCAAAGAAAUUGAUGCCUCAUGCAUAAAGAUUGAAAAAGUCAUAGGUGUCGGUGAAUUUGGUGAAGUUUGCAGUGGUCGUCUCAAGGUUCCAGGAAAGAGGGAGAUCUGUGUUGCUAUCAAGACUCUGAAAGCUGGCUACACAGACAAACAAAGAAGGGACUUUUUGAGUGAGGCCAGCAUAAUGGGACAAUUUGAUCAUCCCAACAUCAUCCACUUGGAAGGAGUAGUCACUAAAUGCAAACCUGUCAUGAUUAUAACUGAGUACAUGGAGAAUGGUUCUUUGGAUGCCUUUCUCAGGAAGAAUGAUGGCAGAUUUACUGUAAUCCAGUUGGUAGGAAUGCUUCGAGGCAUUGGUUCUGGAAUGAAGUAUUUGUCUGACAUGAGCUAUGUUCAUCGGGAUCUAGCUGCUCGAAACAUACUAGUUAACAGCAACUUGGUCUGUAAAGUUUCUGAUUUCGGUAUGUCCCGUGUUCUAGAAGAUGAUCCUGAAGCAGCCUAUACUACUAGGGGUGGAAAGAUUCCUAUCAGAUGGACUGCACCAGAAGCAAUUGCCUAUCGUAAAUUUACAUCAGCUAGUGAUGUCUGGAGCUAUGGAAUUGUAAUGUGGGAAGUGAUGUCAUAUGGAGAGAGACCUUAUUGGGAUAUGUCCAAUCAAGAUGUUAUUAAAGCCAUUGAGGAAGGCUAUCGGCUUCCACCUCCAAUGGACUGCCCCAUUGCUCUACAUCAGUUGAUGCUGGAUUGCUGGCAGAAAGAACGUAGUGACAGACCUAAAUUUGGACAGAUUGUCAACAUGUUAGACAAACUCAUCCGCAACCCCAACAGCUUGAAAAGGACAGGCUCAGAAAAUUCCAGGCCUAAUACUGCUUUGCUGGAUCCUAGUUCUCCCGAAUUCUCAGGUGUAGUUUCUGUUGGCGAUUGGCUUCAAGCUAUUAAAAUGGAGCGAUACAAGGAUAACUUCACAGCUGCCAGCUAUACUACCCUAGAGGCUGUGGUGCAUAUGAACCAGGAUGACCUGGCAAGAAUUGGAAUUACUGCCAUUGCACACCAGAAUAAGAUUCUGAACAGCGUCCAAGCAAUGAGGACCCAAAUGCAACAAAUGCACGGCAGAAUGGUUCCAGUUUGAGACAGUACUGAAUAAACUCUAAACUUUUGAAAUUAGUUUACCUCAUCCAUGCACUUUAAUUGAAGAACUGCACUUUUUUACUUCUUCUCCUUGCCAUUGAAAUAACAAUAAUAAUGAUUUGCAGCACUGUUUCAUAUAUAAAGAUUGCUAAUAGUGUUGCAAGGAGGGAACCUACAGAAAUGACAGACUGUCAUUUGAGAACAAGCCUGGAACAAAUUGUUUCCUGGAAUAUACUUAGAUGUGGAUCAACAUUAUGUAAUAUACUUGUAUCUAUAAAACAUCCAUUCAAGUUCUGAAGCUGUGUUUCCUGCCAGAUACUGUGCUUAAACAAAGGAAAUACUGUUGUUCCCCCCAGCAGCCAUGGGAUUACAAUUAUUGUGUUUGAUCUGUGGAUAAACCAUUUUUUUUUCAUCUUUUAUUGGAACAAAGAAUCUUCUGAACCAGGAAAUGUUGGCAUAUUCUAAGCAUCCAUGGUACUUUGCAGAAAGCUUGAAGGAGAAUAUUAUUUGGAUGAUCAGUGCCUCUCAAGAUUUAUCCACUUGUGAUCUGAGACAGGAAGCAACCUUCAUUGAUUACUGGAUUUAUUUAUUUUAUUUUAUUGAGAGAGGAAUGUUGGUAGCUGUUAUGGUUGCUGUUGCAUUACACUGAGUAUAUCUGUCAUGGUUCUAGAAAUCAUCUUACUAGUCAGCCAUUCUUAGUUAUGGAUUUUCCAAAUCUGCACCUUUCCAACCUAUAAGAGGCCACUGAUAGUGCAACACUGAAAAGGCAAAAUGGAUCCUGCUUUCUUGGAAUCUGGCCUUCCUGGUGAUCAUCUUGACUUUGGAGGAUAAUAGACUAGAGACAAGCGCCUUCAACUGUCCCAGUUUAUUCGGCACUGACUGUAGAUAAAAUGGACCGUGAAUAAGCAGCUUUACUCCCUGAAGAGUAUCUCUUUGGAUUUCUUCCUUUUUUAAAAGGUUUUGUCAGCAACAAAAAGCAAAUAUAAGAUCCAGAUAAAGUUCUUUUAUUUCCACUUAAGGAAUGUACUGUAUCAAAGCCCUAUAGACAUAUACACACAUACUACACAGACACACAGACACACACACACACAUGCUGUGUUUUGGUUUUUUUUCUGCAUGUUGUUGCUACAUCUCUCCAAAUGUAAGUAUCGGAGCCAUAAAGGAUACCAGGGUCAUGUACCCCAGUGCAGAACUUGGUUAAUAAAAGCUGAGACUGCAUAUGAUAGUCCAGCGAUACUUUACAGAAAGUGUGCCAAUACUAUAAUGUCAAUAUUUUUUAAUAGAAUGGAAAGUAACUUAUUUCUUCCAAGAUUGUGUGAGGGUAUGUAUGGCUUGUGUGUGUGUGUGUGUGUGUGCAUGCACAUGUAAUAUGUUUGUUCGUUGCCUGUUGCACAGGGCCACCUGUGAAUAUGCAGAUAGCAUCUCAAGAUAAUUUGACAGUUUGUUGCUGGGCUGUUGAGUUACCAGGCCAGUAGGUGAGCUAUGCAACAGUAGGGAGAAAACACACAUACUCCUGAAUGUUCCAGUUCUGUAUCUAUACAUAUAUUAUGUAGCUGCCACACUAACCUUAAAAAUUAGUUCUCUAGCCUAGAGCAGGGGCACUUUCACUUUAGUUGUGAAGUGAUCCAUCAUGAGUUCCAUAAUGGCUAAAGAACAGCAUUGAUAAACAUUAGUCUUGCCAAGGCUGUUCAUUACUGAAUCAGUGAUACCUUAAGGUAAAGUAGGUAGAGAAGAAAUCUUCAUCCAUCAGCAGGUUGCUUUGAACUGAACUAUUCAGUGGCAUUUUUCUUUUCCUGAGAAAACAGUCUUGAAAAGACUUGUUGAACACAAACAGAAAUAUGCAAUCCUUAUCCAUUCACAGAAAUGAAUUAUCCCAUUUGCCAUUUGCAAGGAUCUCUGGGCUUACAAAUUGACUGUUUAGCAAAUUGUUUAUUCCGCCC